Molecule: messenger RNA, 1113 nt
Organism: Pyrus x bretschneideri (Chinese white pear)
Lineage: Eukaryota; Viridiplantae; Streptophyta; Magnoliopsida; Rosales; Rosaceae
Exons: 3
Coding region: 141-869 (242 amino acids)
Source: RefSeq, a predicted model, not a curated record
UCCCCCACCCUCCUUCUGCUUUACUCUCUCUGUCUAAAAGGUGUGGUGUUCGGAGUAGCGCUGAGAAAAUUAUUGGGUUUCCAGAGUAAUAUAUAGAAACAGAUAUAUAUAUAGAGAGAGAGAGAGAGAGAGAGAGAGAGAUGGGUUCAUGUGUUUCGGUUCAUAAGGACGCAGAUUCCGUCAUGAAGCUCCGGCUUUCAAUCGGGUCCAAAACUGAUAAUAAGCUCGUCAUCCAACCAUUCCCAGCCGAGGAUGAUAAAGUCACCGCCAAUAUUGACCGUCAGAUCGCCGAUCUUCCUCUUAAAUCUCAAUGGUCGUCCUCUCUCUCCGCCGCCGCCACCACCACCACCACCACCUUCCGGGACUACGGUAGUAAAGAGGAUUCCUUUUUUGAUACCCGGCCGUGGUUGGACUCGGACUGUGAAGAUGAUUUUUACAGUGUGAAUGGCGAUUUUACUCCAUCUCGCGGCAACACUCCCGUCCAUCACAACUUACCCGCUGGUUCCUCUCCAAUCAACAAAACUCCUUUCGAGAACAGAACUCCUGUUUCCAUUCCCGUUCCAUCUCCAACACCAACAGAAAAAAAGAAGAAAUUACUUGAACUUUUCCAGGAGAGCUUCAAAGAUGAUGAAUACGCGAACAACGAAGUAAAGCCGCCAACUGCACUUAACCUCCCUCCAAAGUCUGUCAAUGGAACUAAUUCCGUGUGUAGUAGUGAGAGGACAACAAAUGGAGGCGUUCAAACUGAGAUUGAGACGGGGAAACCAUUUAGGGCCUCGCCGUGCUGCCUUCCAAGCUUAGUUUCUUGCCGCAGCUUGAGUCACAGGAAGAAGAUGAGCCCUACCAUUCCUGUAGGUGAUAAAGCUUGAUCAUUUUUCCUGAUAUCGUAAUACAGUGUAAAUUUGAGAAGUUAAAAACUCGCUCGAGUUGCAAAACGUCGACCUCAAUGUCUUGUAAAGUGCUAGGGAUCCUAGCUGCUGCUGUUGAAAUUAAGAAUUUUGGGGAUGGAGAGGCAGCAGCACUGAAAUCUAUGGGAAUCCAUCAACGCAACUGAAAUCUUAGUAGGGAGCUUGUUACUGCAUAUUUAAUAAAAGAGUGAAAAAUCCAUGUUCA